Molecule: messenger RNA, 1087 nt
Organism: Psammomys obesus (fat sand rat)
Lineage: Eukaryota; Metazoa; Chordata; Mammalia; Rodentia; Muridae
Product: putative P2Y purinoceptor 10
Exons: 2
Coding region: 101-1087 (328 amino acids)
Biological process (GO): positive regulation of Rho protein signal transduction; phospholipase C-activating G protein-coupled receptor signaling pathway
Cellular component (GO): membrane
Molecular function (GO): G protein-coupled receptor activity
Source: RefSeq, a predicted model, not a curated record
UCCUGUCUCCUUGCAAAGGUACAAGAUUCCUUAUCCCAGCUCAGCAUCAAGGAGUCAUAAUUCCACAGUUUACCUUGAUGAACACACUGAGAUAUUCAAGAUGGGCAGCAACAGUACCAGCACUGCUGAGAGUAAUUGCAAUGUCACUCAUUUGACAUUUCAGUACUCUCUGUAUGCAACCACGUAUAUCUUCAUAUUUAUUCCUGGUCUCCUGGCUAACAGUGCAGCCCUGUGGGUUCUGUGCCGCUUCAUCAGCAAGAAGAAUAAGGCCAUCAUUUUCAUGAUCAACCUCUCAGUGGCGGACCUUGCUCACAUCCUAUCCUUACCUCUGCGGAUUUACUAUUAUAUCAAUCAUCACUGGCCAUUCCAGAGAGCCCUUUGCCUGCUGUGCUUCUAUCUGAAAUAUCUCAACAUGUAUGCCAGCAUUUUUUUCUUGGCAUGCAUUAGCCUUCAGAGAUGCCUCUUUCUCCUCAAGCCAUUUAGAGCCAGAAACUGGAAGCGUAGAUACGAUGUGGGCAUCAGCGCUGCCAUCUGGAUCAUCGUGGGGACUGCCUGUUUGCCAUUUCCCAUCUUGAGAAGUGCUGGCUUAGCCAGUAACAGUGAAUUCUGCUUUGCUGAUCUUGGAUACAAACAGAUGAAUGCAGUGGUUCUGGUCACCAUGGUUACAAUUGCUGAGCUUGCUGGAUUUGUGAUUCCAGUGAUCACCAUUGCAUAUUGUACCUGGAAAACAACUGUAUCUUUGAAAGAGCCACCGAUUGCUUUUCAACGGAUUAGUGAGAGGAAAAAAGCUCUGCGGAUGGUUUUUAUGUGUGCUGCAGUCUUUGUUAUCUGCUUCACUCCUUAUCACAUUAACUUCAUUUUUUACACCAUGGUAAAGGAAAGCAUCAUUGCCAGUUGUCCAAUUGUCAAAAGCACACUGUAUUUCCAUCCUUUUAGCCUGUGCCUCGCAAGUCUCUGUUGCCUUUUGGACCCAAUUCUUUAUUAUUUCAUGGCUUCAGAGUUUCGUGACCAACUAUCUCGCCAUGGUAGCUCUGUUACCCGUUCUCGUCUCAUGAGCAGGGAGAGUGGCUCAUCAAUGGUUAACUAA